AUGGAAGACGAUAAUGCAUUGGAUAUUGUCAAAUGGUUGUUUAAAAGUGACACAAUUGUGGAUUUGGAGGGAACUUUGAAGAUUAUUGAAACUGACAAAGAAACUGUUUGGAAUGUAAGUUUUUUGACUAUUAUUUAUUGGAUUUUAGGUGUCAUUUGAAAUGGAGGAUGAGGAAUUGCUUUUUCUGAAGAUAAUUCAGAUGUUAUCAUAGACAAAAUGAUAGAGAAGAUGGUUUUUGCUAUAACUUUUUGGAAUAGAUAGCUAAAACCUUGAAAUUUUGUGUGAAUGUGGAGAAAACAAUGCCUCAACUGUUUUUUAAAUUAAAUUUUAAAUUUUGGAUUAAUAAACAAGUUACAGCCAUUUUACGAUAAACCAAAUUUUAGGCUCGAUUGCGAGGGAAUUUGUUGGGUUUACAGCCAGUUGACGUUAUAGUAGAGCCAUAUUUGUUGAUUUGUGAGAAGUUGGUUGUAAAACGAACAGAAGAUCAACAGAAGCCGAGGUUUUGUGUUACUUAUGGUCAAAGUGAGCUAUUAUUAGAGGCGGAAAGUGAAACAAAGCUUUAUGAUUGGAUGGUUAAGGUAUGUUUAGGCUUUGAACUUGAAAUUUAAUCUUAAAUGGCUAUAUUUUUUAAAAUUAAAAUAUUUUUCAGUUAGCAAUAUGUUCUCAUCAGAAGACCCAAGCUGAAUUGGACGCAGUUCUCAACGAAUUCAACUUGGAAGCAGCUAAAAUAACAUCAGAAGUCAGGUCACCAGGAUCUCCAAUGUCUCACUUUUUCUUGACAUGUCCGAUUAAGAAAGAUCAUACUUUUUCAGUUUUUCAUGUAAGUUUUUUGUUUGUUUAUUGAGUUUUAGGGUUCUUUGAUUGUAAUAUUAAGUUAGGUUGUAACCGAAACAUAUAAUUUUUUACAGACUCCAAACCUUCUAAAACUCAAAUUUCAGUCUUUUAACAUGCCAAACCGUACGAUAACAUGCGAAGAAAUUAUGUAUGAAAGCAAGUUGUCAGUCGUGAUACCAACAAACAUCAUUUCGAUUUUUGAAAAAUGGUGGACAGAUCUGCGGGCUGAUCUACUACAACAUCUGUCGAAUUUGAGGAAUGCUUCGAUGGACGCUGCUUCACAUUAUGUGAUUCGGCAUUUGAAUUCGAAUUUGGAAAUCUACAGUCAGAUGAAGGAAUUUAUGCAGGAUUACAGCGGACCUAACUUUAGGUAUGGCAUUGCGGAGGAUUUUUGAAAUUUUGAAAAGGAAAUUGAAAGUUUAGAGUUUUUUUUUUGGAAAGAAAGUUUUGGUAUAAUUAAGCUGCUAAUUCGUUAGCUAGGGUUUAUAUAUUUUGUAUAGCUUUUUUUGCAGCUAUAAGGGAAGACUUAAUGCUAAAAAUCUCAUUCAUCCUUUCCUUUUUAGAUCAUCCAAGGAAAAAUACCGACUAGCCUUUGGUCUAGUCCCUACAAAUCUUCAUGUACAAAGUUUUAAAGUAGCCGAACACGAAUGGAACUAUGUCACGUGUGGAGCAAUAGCUGGUACACCUUUGCGAUUCAAAUUAGGUGGUUUAAGUCGACUCAGAGAUACUUUAAUGGCCGGUUUACAGCCAAACAGUCAAGAUUACCUACUGGAAACAAGGUUUUUCACAAGGAGAAAGACAUUGAUCAAUGCCAAAAGAGUCGUUGGUGAUCUGAGUCGACGGGUUGAGAAUGAUUGGAACUUAAGUGAAUAUGGUAAAGUAGACAAAGUUGGCAUUAAACUGUUUUCGGAGGUUAAGCAGGUAUGUUUUGAGUGGUCUUUAUUGUUGUUUUAGGUUACUUUAUGGCUGAAAAUGAAGAGGAAUCUUGUUAAGACUAUUUUUUUAUGUUUUACAAAGCUUUUUUGGGCUUAAACAGUUAAAACCUGCCCUUAAAAGCUUCAAAAACAGUAAAAACUCAAGUCUAACUCUUUAAAAUCAGUUAAAUUCUUAAUAAAACGACAUUUUUAGUUAUACGAACUCCUAACCGAUCUCAUAAACUCAUUCCCAAAUGUACAUAACCUAGUUGAUGCCCUAUGCCCUGGAGGAUUAGCUCAAUUAGAACACAGACAAGGAGAAGAUCCUUUGGUGUCAGACACGUUAGCUACACAAUUAGAUGCGCUGGAAGCGGCGGUGAUCAGUUUGAACACCAAAAUGGCUGUAAUUGAUAAGGUGGAGGACAAUACGGUCGGUUUUUAGAUUUUUUUGUGAAUUGGUUUACUGGUACUGAAUAGUACUAAAAAUAUAACGAACUCCUCUAUAACGAAACUCCUGUAUAACGAACAACUUUUGAAUACCCGAGCAAUUUGUUAUACAGGAGUUCCACUGUAGAAGAUAAAUUUUGUGGUUUUGGCACUGAGUAGUAAUAUAUAGUAUCAAUAAUCAAAAAAAUAUAAACUUUGUGUUAUUGGUACUGUAUGGUACUAUAUAGUACUAAAAGUUGAAAAAAGGUAGCGUUUGUAUUUUUUAUGCUGAAUAGCAUUAUACAGUACCAACAAUUGGAAAAAAGAGGAUUUUUGUGUUUUUGUUACUAAGUGGUACUAUAUGGUACCAAAAAUUGAAAAUUUCUAACUUUAUCUUUUUUUAUUGCUGGAUGGUACCAAAUAGUACGAAAAACUUAAAAACAUGAAUUUUUUGAUUUUUGUUACAGGAUGGUGCUAAAUAGUACCAAAAAUGCUACUUUUUUGUUAGUGGUACUAGAAAACACGGAAUUUUGAAUGCUGUUUUGAUACUUUUCAGCACUAUCUUUUGGUACUACUUACCACUAUAUAUAAAACUAUAUUUAACCUUCCUUUCAGGACGCUCGAGUAUCGUUCAAAGAGAACGCGAAAGCCUCGUUGAAUGCCGUCUUGGACAUGAUCCUAAAACUGAUCGAUUCCCUAUUCUAUGGCCAACUUCUCGGAGUAAUUGUAGCCUUACGAAAGCAGUCGGACGCCUCAACCUACUUUCAUAUGCAAAUACGACACGAUAUGAUCAUGUCACAGGCAGUUACACUGAUCUCAACAUGUCUACUGACAGCGUUGGAGACGUUAUCAGCUGAUAAGAUAGCUAUAUGGCAGAGGAUUGACCCAUUAGUGACGUACUUUGGGUUCUUGUCGUGUUAUGGAGAUGAGAGAGGCAUGAUGGAGGAUAUGAGAGAGAUCUGGAGUGUCUUUUAUGGCAGAGUUCAGUUCAAGUUUAUCGAAGCUAAUUCAACGGUAGGGGGGGGGGAUGUUUUAUUGAUUUUGGGGGUGAUUAUAAGAUUUUUGGUACUAUUUUGGGCUUUUGGUCACUUUCUUUUGGUAUUUGGUACUAAUGGUACUUGGUUUAGUUUGUGGUACUAUUUUUUUUUAAUUUUGUACUAAUAUGGAUUUUUAGUCUCAAUUCACAAAUAUUAGUUAUAUUUUUUAAUUUUGGCACUCUGAUGAUUGUCUGGUACCUUUUUUAGAGUUUGGUACACUUUUCAACUUUUUUAAUACUAUGUUUUGAAAUUUGUUACCAUUAUGGUUCUUCGGUCCCAUUUUACAAAAUUUAGUGAUAUUUUUAAACUUUGGCACUUUGUUUUUGUUUUGGUACCGUUUUAAGUUUUUGGUACAAUUUUUUUAUUUUUUAGUACUACUUUUCUAACUUAAAACUUCAAAUUUCCAGGCCAAAAACCUGUAUACCUCAAGUAGAUGGUGAACACCCAACCGACUUGACCAUCACAAUACCAUUAACAUCCGAUCUGAUGGCUAAACUGCCAGAACGAAUGAAAAAAGGAGAAACCUUUAGGGUUAGAACGUUUUACUGGAACAUUGGAGUAAAUCAUGAAGCGACAUAUGCAAUGAGAUUAGGUGACAUAUCAUUGGAAGAGAGCAUCAACAUUACUGCGACAACCUUAUUGUCGCAAUAUGUCAAUGAAAUGGGGCAGGAGGUGAAGGAAGAGACUCAUAGGAUCAUGGAGGAGUUGAAACGAACGGUAUGAGGGUUGAAAUUGUUUAGAUUUUGAGGAAAAAAUAAUGUUUUUGGUAGAUUUUUUAGCUUUUUCGUAUGUUUUAAGACGGAAUUUUUGAUGAAAAAUUGUUAAUACAUAAGAUCAAGAUUAAGAACUGAUAAAACCCAAUUUUCAGGUUGAUGAUUGCCCCUCAAGGAAGAAUAUGGCCAUGUUUUCGAAAGUCCAAGACCUGACCCGCGCCCUGAACGGAGUCUGUGUAAUAUCCUGCAAAAGUGGCAAAGACCGCUCUUCCAUGGGAAUCACGCUGGAAGAGGGCCGGUCACUCAAAGAAACUAUCGGGAUUUCACAGCAGCAGGUAGGGGUUUUGUUAUAGAUAUUUUUUGAGCGUAAAGGCCCCUUUUUAAGGUUUUUAGGUUUAAAAUUCAAUUUUAAAAUUUGUUAUAUUGAUCUAAAAUAACAUUUUAUGGGUUUUUUAUUACCUAAAAUAACAUUUUAAAAGCGUUUUGUUACCUAAAGUACCAAUUUACAAGCUUUUUGUUAUCUAAAAUAUCAUUUUAUAAGCGGUUUGUUACCUAAAGUACCAUUUUAUAAGCUUUUUGUUACCUAAAUACCAUUUUAAAAGCUUUUUGUUACCUAAAAUUCCAUUUUUCAUAAACUUUUCAAACUUAAAAUACCAUUUUUAUGGCUUUUUUAUAGUAAAAGUGACCUUUCUUUUCAAAAACUAGGUUGAAAUUUGAAAAAAACUGCCACUUUAGGUCGAAGAAAUAGUGGACUGCCUCCGCCGCGACGGCGUCCGCCGAGAGAAUUGUCGCAAAAACGUUGGCAAAGCCAUGUACUCCUUCAGCCCAUUCCAAAUGCACUUCCUACCCAAAGAAUUCCGCCCACCCGCCGGCACUUUCACUCACAAUGUAUCAUCCUAA
Messenger RNA from Bursaphelenchus okinawaensis, 4824 nucleotides. Lineage: Eukaryota; Metazoa; Nematoda; Chromadorea; Rhabditida; Aphelenchoididae. The record is from the annotation of a GenBank genome assembly.